AUGGAGAAAGGUCUGUUUGAGCUCUGGAAGAACAUCUUCCAGGGACAGGCGUCGUCCGCCAAGGAUAAAGAAUCCUCUGGCAACUACAGCACUUUGGAGUCGGAGAUCGUAUCGUGCUCUCAACAAGACAAACUGCUGGAGGGUGUCUAUGAGAAUUUCAAUUUGAAUAUGACCAACGACUAUUCAUUUGAAAAGACCGUCGAGUGUUUGGAAUGGUUUACCUAUUCGGAUUUGGUACACGAUGAACGAUACCGCUCGUUGAUACCACUGGCUAUACACAGCAAAUGCAACUCAAUGUCACCAAAGGUCAGUCACCCACAGUCUGGAUAUGCCAACUUUAUCAAACUCAAACACUCACAGAGUGUCAUUGAUUCGUUUUUACAAUCGGAAUUGGUUCCACCCAUGGUAUAUGCAAGCUUAACAAAGACCAUCUUUGUUAGAGAUUUCAUUUCACCAUUCCUCGAUAUUCUAGCAAUGCCAAUUAGAUCUGUAAAUCCACAUUUAUACAGUCAAAAGGAGAAACAAAGUUUGAAUAAUCUUGUUGAAAUUAUGAAGCACUAUAACAUCAAUUAUACUUUGGAGAAUAACAUAUCCCAUUCAUUACAAUAUGUAUUAAAUCCACCAAUAGAUAAUUUAAUUCAAUUCAAUUUUAUGGAUAAAACACCAAGUAAACAUUUACAUUUAUCAAAUACUCAAAAACAAAUCAUUUCAAUUGCUGUAAUACAAAAAGUAAAUAAAAAAGAAGUACAAGAAAAAGAAUCGAAACCUAAAGAGAAAGCAGAAACUGCUCCUGCAUUUAAAGUACCUACACCACCAAGCACACCAAAACCACAAAACAUCGUUGAACAUGUACCCAAAGACUUUUUUGGAAGACCUAUACAAUUAUCACCUGAAAGUACAAACAAGAAAAAUAUAAAAGAAUCAACUGUAUCAAAGAUUAAAUAUAGAUAUCAAGAAGGUUUCACCAAUGCCGUUAAAAAGAGUGCCUAUAUCAAAGACUUUUUAUAA
Molecule: messenger RNA, 1008 nt
Organism: Heterostelium album PN500
Lineage: Eukaryota; Evosea; Eumycetozoa; Acytosteliales; Acytosteliaceae
Product: AAA ATPase domain-containing protein
Exons: 5
Coding region: 1-1008 (335 amino acids)
Source: RefSeq, a predicted model, not a curated record